Molecule: messenger RNA, 909 nt
Organism: Didymosphaeria variabile
Lineage: Eukaryota; Fungi; Ascomycota; Dothideomycetes; Pleosporales; Didymosphaeriaceae
Exons: 3
Coding region: 1-909 (302 amino acids)
Biological process (GO): catechol-containing compound metabolic process
Molecular function (GO): ferric iron binding; catechol 1,2-dioxygenase activity
Source: RefSeq, a predicted model, not a curated record
AUGCCUCACACAAACGGCACCAACAACGUCAACGGGGCCAGCAAGCCCAAGCCUCAGUAUGAACCCGAUUUCACAUCGAAUGUGAUCAAAGCUACUGGACCGAAAGCCAAUCCCCGCGUCGCGCAAGUCGUCGGAAGCUUAAUACAGCACCUUCAUGAUUUUGCGCGCGAUGUCGACCUUACAGUCGACGAAUGGAUGAUGGGCGUCAACAUGAUCAACCGCGCAGGCCAGAUGAGCAACGAGAGACGGAAUGAGGGCCAGCUGUUAUGCGACGUGAUUGGUCUCGAAUCGCUUGUUGACGAGAUUACAAACAAGCAGCUCGUAGGCGCCGACUACGAAGCCACGAAAACAGCCAUCCUGGGACCUUUCUUCCGACAUGAUACGCCGCCCACCAAGAAUGAUUCGAGUAUCAUCAAGACCAUGCCAAAAGAUGGUGAAGUGACGUAUAUGCACGGCGUCAUCCGUGAUGCUGCCACUAAUGAACCACUUAAGGGCAUUACAGUUGAUAUCUGGCAAUGCAGCACGAAUGGUCUCUACGAGCAACAGGAUCCGGACCAAGCAGAAUUCAACCUGCGCGGUAAGCUCACCACCGACGAGAAUGGAUAUUAUGGGCUGUACUGCUUGCGGCCUGUUCCAUAUCCUGUACCAUACGACGGUCCGGCUGGUGAGCUACUUAAGCUUCUGGACCGUCACCCUUACCGACCGGCCCAUAUUCACAUCAUUGCGGGGAGCGACAAGUACACUCCUUUGACAACCCAAAUUUUCGACAAGACCAGCAAAUAUCUUGCAGAUGAUUCAGUGUUCGCGGUGAAGGAUGACCUCGUCGUUGAUUUCGUGCCAGUUGAGAGCAACGAAAAGGCAUCUUUGGAGCUCACAUACAAUAUCAAGCUAGCUAAGAUAGUAGAGUAG